This is a messenger RNA of Aspergillus melleus, 1767 nucleotides long. RefSeq lists its product as uncharacterized. The coding region runs from base 1 to 1767 and encodes 588 amino acids. The record is from RefSeq and is a predicted model, not a curated record. Gene Ontology annotation, molecular function: oxidoreductase activity; FAD binding. The transcript has 2 exons. NCBI's taxonomy places the organism in Eukaryota, Fungi, Ascomycota, Eurotiomycetes, Eurotiales, Aspergillaceae.
AUGUAUUUCUUUUCCUCUCUUGUUCUCGCGGCUGCUACCGCGUCGGCGGUGGUGGUCAACGUGCCGCCGACUUGUCGGUGUCUGCCAUCUCAGCCGUGCUGGCCCUCUGAUCAGACAUGGCAGGCCCUGAAUGAAUCCGUCUCGGGCCGUCUCAUCACGGUCCGACCAGUUGGCUGGCCAUGUCACGAUCCUACGCUGGACUCCGCCCUAUGUGAUGAGCGGAAGGCACUCAGCACCAAUUCCUCCUGGCGUCGAGAACAGCCUGGCGCACUGCAGUACCAGAACUGGGAGGCCCUGCCGUCGGCGAACGAGAGUUGUUCCUUGCAGACUCCGAGCUCGGUGCCGUGUGGUCAGGGAAGAGUACCUGUGUAUUCUGUUGUCGCGGAGACAGUCGAGGAUAUACAACAAGCGGUGCGAUUUGCACGAGACCAGAACUUGCGUCUGAUGGUCAAGAACACGGGCCAUGAUUUUCUAGGCCGGUCGGGAGCGCCGCAUUCUCUGCAGAUUGCAACUUUCAAGAUGCGCGGGAUUUCGUUUAGCGAUGACUUUGUGCCUAAAGGGGCCCCAGGGGGUCACGGUCUCGGAUCGACAGUGACGGCUGAAGCGGGUGCCAUUCUAGACGAGAUCUACCCGGCCGUGAAGGAAGAGGGCAAGGUGGCAGUGCUCGGAGCGGCGCAUACAGUCGGUGCUGCUGGGGGGUAUAUUCAGGGAGGUGGACAUUCGCCUAUUGGGUCCUGGAAAGGCAUGGCAUCUGACAAUGCGGUGGAAUUCGAGGUGGUCACUGCAGAUGGCAAUCUGGUCACGGCCAACCAGUAUCAACACCAAGAACUGUUCUGGGCUUUGCGUGGCGGUGGUGGAGGAACGUUUGGAGUCGUUACCAAAGUCACUUUGCGGACCUUUGACGAGGUGCCCACGGUGGCUGUGAAUGUGACCAUUUCCAUGCCUUGGAGUCCGAACUCCAGCUACUGGCAGGCCCUGGCGGUAUUUAGCUCACGUAUCCCGACUAUCAAUGACGAGAAUUGCGCAGGAUAUUUCUUCCUGCUACCGAAGCUUCCCUGGGAGAAUUACACCAUCUCCGUGCUCCAGAUGGAUACUUUGUGCAUGGAUCAAUCGGCUGACAAAGUUGACAAGCUCUUUGACUCUGUCCUCGCGCCCAUCCGCGCUCUGUCUGAUGUUACAGUCGCCUAUAACUCGACCUUGUACCCUACCACCAACAUGGCUCUAGAUGGUACGCUCAGGCUGGGGAGUAACUACGAUCGGACCGGUGGUCCAUCCAUCAUGGGCUCCCGUCUGAUCUCCCGUGACUUGCUCCAGUCAUCCAACGGAGGACGUGAUGUUGCUCGGACGAUUUCUCAACUGCAGACGAGCGGUGGAGAAAUGAUUCUAGCCCACUUCGUGGCUGGAGGACAGGUCACUAGAAAUGCGGACGUGGAGAGCGGAUUGAACCCGAUCUGGAGAAAGGCGGCCUUGAAUGUGAUUUGGACACGCUCCUGGCUUUCUGGCGCCUCGGCCGGCGAGAUUCACGCCGUGGAAGAACAAGUCAUCCGGGAGGUUGACAAGUUCAGAUCUCUCGAGCCAGACAUGGGGGCGUACCUCAACGAGGCAAAUCCCAACGAAGUGGAUUUCCAAAAGUCUUUCUGGGGAGAGAACUAUGCGCGAUUGUAUGACAUCAAGCAGAAGGUAGACGCUCGGGGGUUGUUUAUUGCCCGCAAAGGAGUCGGAAGUGAAGAUUGGGAUGACCAAGGUCUCUGCCGACGAGCAGUUUGA